This is a messenger RNA of Guillardia theta CCMP2712, 669 nucleotides long. RefSeq lists its product as hypothetical. The transcript has 7 exons. The record is from RefSeq and is a predicted model, not a curated record. NCBI's taxonomy places the organism in Eukaryota, Cryptophyceae, Pyrenomonadales, Geminigeraceae. Bases 1 to 669 code for a protein of 222 amino acids.
AUGAUGCAAAGACAUCAAGAAAAUCAAGAGUUCCAGCCUGGGGAACCUGGCUACAUUUCGCCCGACUCUACCCCGAAGAGGUCUGUUCUGGACAAGAUCAAGUUGUUUCACCAGAAAGUUUCUGACUCCGAAGAAACCAAUCAACCUUCGAAGAAAUGGGAAGUGAGCAAAAAGGCGGAGAAUUCUUCUGGAAACAAAGCAUCGCGCUCGAAAGAGACGAGUGCUUCUUGUCAAGUUGCGGUAACUUGUGUUGAGGCUCGUGAAGUACCUCUCCUUCCGGGGGAUCCGCUGCCCAACAGUUGUUGCCGAGUUUCUCUCAUAGCUCCGGGAAUAGAGCCCGUAUCGUCUGAUACCAAGAUCGUUCGAGGAUCGGUCUCCCCCAAGUGGAAGGAACGGUUGAUCUUUGGGAUAGAGGAGGACCUUGUAAAGUGGACCUGCAUUCGUAUCGAACUCGUCGGAGUGUCGGAGAAUGGGGAAACUGUAAACCAUGGGAAGAUCCGCUUGAUUCACGUCUCUGAGUUGCAAGAUCAAGCCUGGGUUGCUGGAUGGUUUGAGCUGUACGACGAGGAUGAGAACCCUGUGGGCAAGUCUGCAAUACGAGUUACCAUACGCUUCAACAGGCAGCAAGCCAAAGGUUCGAGAGAGUUGUUGCAGCAUCUGACAGACUAG